Molecule: messenger RNA, 1080 nt
Organism: Heterobasidion irregulare TC 32-1
Lineage: Eukaryota; Fungi; Basidiomycota; Agaricomycetes; Russulales; Bondarzewiaceae
Exons: 5
Coding region: 292-858 (188 amino acids)
Biological process (GO): small GTPase-mediated signal transduction
Cellular component (GO): plasma membrane
Molecular function (GO): GTPase activity; GTP binding; GDP binding
Source: RefSeq, a predicted model, not a curated record
GUGGCUCGCUCGCUGUUGAUUCUGCGCUCGCUGACUUCACUAUACUAUUUCGUAGAAUGAGCAUCCACUGAUGCGCUCUCGCUUUCUAAUUCCGAAGGCGGAGAAACGGGGCGGAUAAUACACGAGCGACUGGCGUCUGUUGGUCCAACGGGCUCAACCCUUUUUGAACUCAAAACCCUUCAUUUCCGAUCUCCCCAUAAGCCAUUACUUACCUUAAAACCGCCACCUACGUCUAGUCACCCCCUUUCUUUCCGCCAUCCCCUCCCUCCCCUUCAUCUCCUUCAUAUCACGAUGCCUGCUGGCGACAUCCUCAAGAAGAGAAAGAUUGCGGUUCUCGGCUCCCGCUCCGUCGGAAAAUCUUCGCUCGUGGUGCAAUUCAUCGAAAACCACUUCGUUGAAUCAUAUUACCCCACUAUCGAGAGCAACUUCACCAAGACUAUAAAUCAUAAAGGAGACGAGUAUGAGUGUGAUAUCAUCGACACCGCCGGUCAAGACGAGUAUUCAAUAUUGAACCACAAACACGCGAUCGGCAUCCACGGCUUCGUUCUCGUCUACUCUGUUACAUCAAGAACUUCUUUCGACAUGAUCCAGGUGAUAUAUGACAAAAUUGUCGACUUUUGCGGGAUGAAGGAAAUUCCGUGUGUCAUAGUGGGCGCAAAAACAGACCUGCAACAGAGACAGGUGGCCAUCAGCGAGGGAGAAGAUCUCGCCAAGUCGGUUCAUGCGGCAUGGAUAGAAACCAGUGCGAAAAAUAAUGUCAACGUUGGCAAGGUUUUUGAGUUGUGUCUGGGCGAGAUCGAGCGCAAUACUCCCCACAAGCAGGCCGACCCACCAGCGAACCGGUGUUUCAUCAUGUGAUAAAAACAUGUCUUCACCUCCCAAUAAUCCUGCUCUCCCCACACAUGUCCCGUUGCAUAUGUGCGGCGUCUGAAGCCUCUUCAGGGAACUUUCGCGAUGUUUUUGAAUAUGGCAAUUAUCUCGCAUCCUCCCCGUCGACCCAGUCAGUCUAUUGUUGGGUUCUCUUUUAAUGAUUUAUUAGUUUUUCUCCCCACGGACCUAUGGGAUCGGCCUUCUACCUAG